UGUUGUUUCGCGGUCAUCACGUGACUGGUUCAACAAAAAUGACAGAUGCGUGGCGUUUGGACACCUUGCCAUUUGACGUUCUAGUCUUAAUUUUCAAUUACUGUCAUGCAUUCGAUUUGGUACGACUCAGUGAAGUGUGUACACGAUUUUACGACAUUAUACGAGGAGAAACACUUUGGGUCAAGAAAAGUAAACAGCCGAUCGUGACGAACCAAUCAACAAGAAAGUUUCGAGAAAGGUGUAAUCCACUAUUAUGUUUGCGCACAAAGUGGCAUGUUUCACACAACUGGCAGUACGGUAGAUAUGAGAAAAAAGUCCUUUUCUCACAAAAAACGAAGCUUAUGCCAUGGGUGCAACUAACUAGCGAUGUAUUAUGGUGGAGCGGUGGGAAUCAGUUGUGUGGUUUUAAACGCACGGAGACUUUCCCAGAGAAUAAUCUUAUUGUAGUUAGAGAUAUUGUUGGGAGUGAUAUAUGCAAGUUUAUUGUUAGGAAUGGUUGCAUCAUUACUGGUCACAGCAAUGGUAGUAUACAAUUUUGGACAAAGUCAAGAUAUAGUGAAACUAUAGACUUUUACUGUUGUCUUGCUAUAGCACAUACUUGUGAUGUAAAUGCAAUAGACGAGACCCGUAAUAUAAUUCUAUCUGGUUCCGAAGAUGGAAUCGUGAAGGUUUGGAGAGGACCUGUAGGACAAAGAAUUCGGGAUGUACCGUUAACAACAUUAAAUAUUGCAGAUAAGGUAUGGUCCCUUUCUGCAAACCCAACAGGUAAAAAAUUUGCUGUAGGCGCAGCUGGAUACCGAUACUCUACUACUAGAGUACCUCUACAUAUUUUCGAUAUUGAAAGUUACAGUGAAUGCGAUAUAUUAAAACAUGAAUGCAGAAGAGGAGCAGGAAUAUUAGAUAUGGUCUGGGAUAAUCCACAAAUUUUGCUUACUUGUGGAUAUGACACUUACAUUCGAAAAUGGGACUUACGAACUGGCACAUGCGUAAGUGCAUGGGGAGACCCAACAGAUGCAACUGUAUAUUGUAUAUCAUCGGAUUAUUACAAUACGAUGAUCACUGGAACUCAAUCUAAUUGCAAAGCUGUUUUAUGGGAUCAAAGGCAAAAAAGCUAUGUACAGCUAUAUUUUCUGAGUCUUAAUAGAAUGUCAAGCCCUGUUUAUUGUUUGAGCUUUGACAGUUCUCAUUUAUAUGGAGCCACAGAUCAGCAUGUAGUUGAACUUACAUUCUCAGGAUAUUCAUACAAACAAAAUAAUUACAGAGAAAUUCUUAGAUACGAUCCAAUAAGGACACAUUAGGUGAGCACAAAUUGUAUUAUACAAACGAUUAUAAAUUCAAAAUCUUUAGGGAUAACCUUGGUAUUGUACAAAAGAGUCAGAGUUUUAAAAUUCCUGGCGAAUCCUUCUAAUAGAUCAUAAAGAUUCACGUAAACUGAGAUAUUUUAUAAUUUGAAGUUUCCAGAAGAUUCAGUUCUAGGUUAAAAAGUGAAUCACAGUGGAACAAUUUAUAAAUACUUUAUUAUGUCAACAAGUAUUCCCACGGAUUAUUUAAAAGAUGACUAAAAAAUAUUUAAAAAAAACUUCACUCGACCGAAACAUAAACAUUAUUUAUUCUGUAAAUUCGUAACGAAUAUCGAACUGCUAGGACGACUUUGAACAUUCUCCUAUAAGACGUCAAAAUGUACAACUGUUUCGUUUAAAAGAAUUUGUACUGCUCAAAAAUAAAUAUACGUGUCCAAUGUAAUUGAUCGUUGUUGUU
Messenger RNA from Nomia melanderi (Alkali bee), 1758 nucleotides. RefSeq names its product F-box/WD repeat-containing protein 4. Gene Ontology annotation, cellular component: SCF ubiquitin ligase complex. Lineage: Eukaryota; Metazoa; Arthropoda; Insecta; Hymenoptera; Halictidae. Gene Ontology annotation, molecular function: protein binding. Gene Ontology annotation, biological process: SCF-dependent proteasomal ubiquitin-dependent protein catabolic process. The record is from RefSeq and is a predicted model, not a curated record.